This is a messenger RNA of Nilaparvata lugens (brown planthopper), 2418 nucleotides long. RefSeq names its product zinc finger CCCH domain-containing protein 13-like. The record is from RefSeq and is a predicted model, not a curated record. Bases 1 to 2418 code for a protein of 805 amino acids. The transcript has 2 exons. Lineage: Eukaryota; Metazoa; Arthropoda; Insecta; Hemiptera; Delphacidae.
AUGGACAACACCAAUCCAGACUCGUCUGUUUCCCAUCCGGACGCACAUCAUUCGGAGCCAGUCACCAGCGUUGCUGCAAUCCCCGAUGCGUCAACCCCGCCGACCACCUCGUCUCCGCAUACCGCUCCGCAGAUACCUAAAACAGAAGAAACAUUAGUACAGGAAGACACCCAUAGACCUGCGAUGACGGCACAAGAAUUCGCCAUUCACAGGAGAAUCACGGAGAGGCUGUCUCGGAUGCUAGCACAGAUGGACAAGGACAGCGAAGAGAGAGCCAGGGACCGAGAAGAAAGAAACAAGGACAGAGAAGAAAGGAAACGUAAGUGGCAGGAAGAGAUGGACAAGGACAGCGAAGAGAGAAAAAGGGACCGAGAAGAAUGGGAGCGUAAGCAGCAGGAAGAGAGGGACAGGUACAGAGAAGAACAGAAGGAAAGGGAACGUAAGCGGCAGGAAGAGAGAGAAAGGUACAGAGAAGAACAGAAGGAAAGGGAACGUAAGCGGCAGGAAGAGAGAGACAAGGACAGAGAAGAAAGGAAAAGGUACAGAGAAGAACAACGAGAAUGGUUCAAGCAAAAAAUGAGAGAGAGUUCCCAAUUAGAGAACCCAACUACAACCACUACGGAAGAGGCUGAAGCUAGAUGUGCAAUAAUAGCAACAAAGAUUGCUGACAUGCUCGGUCUGGAAAAGUCAGAACAUACUGGAGCAACUAAAGAUGUGAUCGUGAAAUCGGACCAAGUCUCUAACAAACUCGGUACUACAACGGAAGAGACGUCCCAGAUCACGGCGCCAGCAAGCAAAUACGAUACAAGCAUGGGGGAUAAACCUACCCAGCAUGUCUAUGUUGAAGCCGACCCGUAUCUCGCCGAAAACCGAGAAGAGCCGGAGGACGCCAUCCAUCAAUCCGAGGGACAGCCCAGACCGUCGACGGCUAACAACAAUUCAAACCAACAACAUCAAAGGGAGAACAUAAUAAACACCGACCCGGAACAGGACCGCAAACCGGAGAACAUAGAAAAAAAGUCCAGUCCCGAGGAUAAUGUAGCCAUGGACGUAGACCAACCCAUGAAAAUUGAGGAGGUGCAGAAGCCCCUAGAUAUGGAUAUAGACCUUCCCAAAACUGAUGGUAUUAAGCCACAGGUUGCGUCCUUCAAGGAAGAUGUUGUAGUGAAGCCUCCUGAGGACGUCGUUUGUAAAAAUGAGGAUGUUGAUGGUGAGAUUAGGAGAGGUGUGAGGAAAGAGGAGGAGACUGCUAGAAGCAACUAUGAGGAAGAAGUGAGAAGAGAAGAGGAUAGGAGCAACUUCAGUGAAGAUGUUAGGAAAAUAGAGGAGAAUAACCUGACUAACAACGACCAAUCCUUCCAAACCUGUCUACCCCUCGAGAUCACCAGCACCAAAACGGAAGGGACAUCCCAGAUCAUGGCGCCAGCAAACAACUACAGUACAAGCAUGGAGGAUCAACCUACCCAGCAUGUCCAUGUUGGAGCCGAUCCAUAUCCCGCCGAACACAGAGAGGAGCCGGAGGACGCCAUCCACCAGUCUGAGGGACAGCCCGAACCGUCGAUGGCCGGCAUCACCAAUCCACCGAAGACACCUCCUGUAACAGAUAAAACCGGCAAACAUCAUAACCUGUCACAUUACCACAAAACAAAAGCAACAAACUUCAAAUACACACAGCUACUCUCAGAAAAUAAGUGCAAGCCUACAAAGUCAGCAAUACCAACAUCCAAACACCAACCAAGGAGAUUAAUGUUUGGAAAAAGGCAGAGACACACCAGGCCUAAACAGCGACCAGCCGCCGAGAAGGAGUUUAGGACGUGGGACCAGCCAUACGACUUCAGGAGGAAUAGGAGGAGGAAUCAGCAUCGGAAGGCUAGGAGGUGGAAGAAGAGAAGGAAGAAAUGCACGCGCCGACGGCCCCAUGCCCGUUUCAAACCGCACCGCCAGAAGGACGCACAGACAAUGGACAAGAACCACUGUGAAGAAGCCUACCAGAUGGACCACAAUGAUCGACCCCAGGAUGAGGGACAGAAAGCAACUGAUGGCAUGCAUAGGAGGCACAUUAGAUUUAAGCAAGCCGCUUAUCUAUGUGACCACCAAAAUCGGAAGGAUAACUGGAAUAGACCCGAAAAUAAAAGAAAGGAAAUCAUGGAUUAUUGUUACUGGAAGGAAAAUAAUAUGGACUAUCAGAUGGAAUUAUUGGAUAUAGAAAUGUGUUGUGUGAAAUCGAAAAGAUUAAUGAGUUGUAUGUGGGAAAUGAAGUAUGCGAGGUGUUCGCCGAAUGCCGCAUGCCUGGAGCCGGCUGAAACAACGAGCACGAAUGUUCACUGCUUGCCGAAUACCAAACAUCCAUCCACACUACUCGUGAUUCGGCCAGUAUGCGAGGUGUUCGCCGAAUGCCGCAUGCCUGGAGCCGGCUGA